Cryptosporidium ubiquitum is the source of this 1395-nucleotide messenger RNA. RefSeq lists its product as uncharacterized. Bases 1 to 1395 code for a protein of 464 amino acids. The record is from RefSeq and is a predicted model, not a curated record. The transcript has a single exon. NCBI's taxonomy places the organism in Eukaryota, Apicomplexa, Conoidasida, Eucoccidiorida, Cryptosporidiidae.
AUGGAUUCAAAAAUAUGGAAUAAAAAGAGGUUUUUACUUAGUGGAUUUGAAGAUAAUGAGUAUAAUCUAAUCAAAAAAAAAUAUAUCGAGAAAAAUGGAGGUAAAGUUUUGGAAAUAAAUAGUGACAUUACAGAUGAUGAUGUGGAUUAUUUAGUAUGUAACUAUUCAAAGGGAUACAAACAUAGGCAUUCAAACAUAGAUUAUCAAAAAUUAAGGACCCCAUUUUGGAUAUGGUUAUCUGUAAAUGACGAAUGGAAUUAUUCAUUAGGAUGGCAUCCUUUUUUCAGGCCAAAUGGUAACUUUACAUAUGGUAUUUUGAAAGGAUUCCAGAUAUACCUUAUAGGUUAUAGUAGGACAAUGAAAGGAUUCCAAGAUAGAGAAAAAAGUCCAAGAUAUAUACGCAAGAUAAAUGAUAUUGGUAUUUUAGUAUCAUUUAUUGAAGCACAAAUGGGAGGAAAAGUCAUUUUUGAUGAUAAUGAAAAUGAUAAUGACGAUUACAAUAAGUUAAGCAUAGUUAAGAGUGUAAAAAGUGUCACAAAGUUGGCACUUGUUUGCAAUAAAGAAGAAGUAGGAGAGUUGAUCAAUACAGUUAAAGAAAAAAAUAAAAUUCAAACAGUGGUGAAUUUAGAGUGGCUAUUUGAUUGUUAUGAUGAAGGAAGAAUAGUGAGUUAUAGAAAAUAUAUAUAUCAUGGCAGUAAAGAAGAACUUAAAUCGAAAAUAAGUAUGGAAAUGGAAAAAGAAAGGGAGGAUAUUGGAAAUAUAUUUAAGAUAAUAAUAUCUCAUCAAGUAUAUUUGAAUCAUAACGAAAUGUAUUAUACAAUGAAAAAAUUUAGCAAUAAUGAAGAUAUAGAGAUUGGACGUACGAGCAAGGAGGUGGUAAAGUAUAUUCAAAAUGAUGAGGAAAAUCAUUCACUAAAAUGGGAUAAAGAAACAAUUUUGGUAUUAAUUUUUAAUGAUUCAAUAGAGGAACAGGAUUUUUGGUAUGAUUUGAUGAAUGCAUUAGAGGAGAAUGUAGUAUUUAAUAUAAAGUUAGCAUCAAAAGAGAAGAAAAAUUAUAUAUUAAAAUACUUACAAAGAAUGAGAAUAAUCAAUGAUCCGGAAAACUUAUUUAAUAAAUUAAUAAAUUGUGUGGAUAGUAUUAUACCAUUAAUAACUAAAUUAGCUUCAAAAGUUGGAUGUUCUAUUCCUUCAUAUAUUAGCGAUUUUCUCACAUCAGAAAGUGAGUUUUUGGAUACUGUUUUAAAGUUCACAGAUUUUGAAAAUAUUACUGGUUUGAGUGGUUUUAUUGAGUAUUCAAAUGAUAAUCCAAUAGAUAUUGUGAACUUGAAUAGAUCAAAAGCUAUAAAAAGAUUUGAUGGUUUUGAGAAAGAAUUUUCUACUAAGAAAUUUAGUUGA